This is a messenger RNA of Benincasa hispida (wax gourd), 1021 nucleotides long. The record is from RefSeq and is a predicted model, not a curated record. Lineage: Eukaryota; Viridiplantae; Streptophyta; Magnoliopsida; Cucurbitales; Cucurbitaceae.
GCAUUCCCAGCUUCCUUCCUCUCUCUCUCUCUCUCUUGACCCUCUUAUUUUUUUCUCUCUCUUCUUCCAUUUCCAUGGCAGCUCUAGAAAACCAUUACCAAUCCAAACAAAACAACAACAAUAAUAAUCCCGCUACUCGCUUGAAGCUCUUUGGCUUUGACGUCCAAGAAGAUCUUGAAGACGAUUCCGCCCCAACUCCCUCCGCCUCCUCCGACUCCGGCGGCGGACUAACACCUGCCUCCGCCGCCGCCCCUCCAUCCUCCGGCGACCGUAAAUACGAGUGUCAAUACUGCUAUAGAGAGUUUGCCAAUUCCCAAGCCCUCGGUGGCCACCAAAAUGCACACAAGAAAGAGCGCCAGCAACUCAAACGCGCCCAAUUACAAGCCUCUCGAAACGCUGCCGUUUUUAGAAACCCCAUCGUCUCUGCCUUUGCUCCGCCGCCUCACCUCCUCCCCUCCGCCGCCGCCUCCGUCACUUCCUCCUCUUCUUGGCCGGUUUAUAUCCCCCGGGUCCCACCUCAAUUCCAAGUCUCCCAUGGUUGUGUCUUCACUCACUCGUCAUACGCCGACGCUCCACCGCCGCCGCCGCCGCCUGAUUUCUUUAUGGGGUCUCGGUCGGGUCACGGGAUGGUGGACGCUCCGACUUCGUUGAGCCGGUUUUCUAAAGUGGACGGUGGAACCGGGUUCGAUGAUGGACCGGGUUUGGAUUUGCAUCUCAGCCUCGCACCGGCGGCGCCAUGAAAAUCGGAGCCUCCAACUUUUUUUUUUUUUUUUAAAUUUAUUUUUUUGGAAAUUAAUGGUUAGUGUUUUUCUCUUUAAGCCACUGGUUUCUUUUUUUCUUUUUCUUUCCCCCCCCCUCUUUUUCUUCUGUGUGAGAGAGAGGGAAUUUAGAGAUUGAAACCAGAUGGGAUUUAUUUGGGCUAAGAAAAACAACGACGAAAAAAAAAGGAAAAAAAAGAAAAGAAAUGAAAACACUUAUCUUCAACAUGUUCAUGAUGAUUUUUCAUCAUCAUCAUCCAUCA